CGUGUCCUUUACAAUGCUUCGCUCGUACUCCAUGGAUUCAUUCAUAAGACAAGACUCGCUUCUGUGGGCUGAGACUCUAUAUCGCUGAUCAGUUUACCCAUAGUGGACUUUUACAUGGAUCUAUAAUUGCACAUUGGAAAAACGGACAAAGGACAUAUUUUAGCGGACUCUGAAUUGGACCAAUGAGUUUUUAAAAUCCGGAACGUAAGGACAGUUUCCUUAGCGGGGAACUCGAUUGCCUUCUUCAUGCAACUUUUUUGGAAAGAGACCAAGAGCAUCUUACCGGAGCACAAUAAGGAACACAAUAACGGUGACAUCACACUCAUUCCGGGAACUGUAGGUUUCUCACUCGGCUCCUCCGGGGUAAUGUUCCAAGGGUUCCCCGGUGACUUUGAUACCAUCUCCCGUGGAAGUUCGUCCCCGUCUAUUGAGUCUCAGUACCUUUCCUCCGUGGACUCCUUCGGGAGCCCGCCAGCCAGUGCCUCACAGGAUUGUGUGUCUGCUGGAGGCGGGGAAGGGGUAGGCAGUGGUUCUGGGGGCAGCAGUGGAGGAGUAGACAUGCCUGGCUCCUUUGUGCCCACAGUCACAGCCAUCACCAGCAGCCAGGACCUGCAGUGGAUGGUGCAGCCAACUCUCAUCUCGUCCCAGGCCUCUGGCCAGAGUGGGACGGGAACCUCUACUAUGACCCAGUCUGUCUCCCUGGUAGACCCUUAUGAUCUGCCAGGACCCAGUUAUUCCUCUGGCUCAGGCUUUACUCCCGCAGGCUCUGAUACCCCGGGGCCAGCCCCGGGCCCCAUCCGCCAGUCUAGGACCCGUAGUCGCCGUGUACGAGACGAGUCUGUGAGUGACGAUGGAGAUGUUGGUGUGUUUUUGACUCCAGAGGAGCAGGAGAAGAGGCGUGUUCGACGCGAGAGGAACAAGAUGGCUGCGGCCAAAUGCCGAAACCGCCGGCGCGAACUCACUGACAGACUGCAAGGGGAGACCGACAUCCUGGAGGAGGAGAAGUCUGAGCUGGAGGCUGAGAUCUCUGAGCUGCAGAAGGAGAAGGAGCGCCUGGAGUUUGUCCUGGUGGCUCACCAGCCCAGCUGCAAGAUCCCCUACCAGGAGCAGCAGGCCUCAGGCUCCACACAGCUCCAGCAUCAGCCCCCACUGCCCCAACAGGCUCCCGUCUCCAUCGUGGGCUUGACUGUGGAGGACACUUUCUACCGGCCUCCUGCCUACACCUCACAGCCUUCUACUUCGCAGCAUCAACAGCAGCAGGUUCAGCAGCAGCAACAACAGCAGCAGGUUCAGCAGCAGCAGGUUCAGCAGCAGGUUCAGCAGCAGCAACAACAGCAGCAGGUUCAGCAGCAGCAGGUUCAGCAGCAGGUUCAGCAGCAGGUUCAGCAACAGGUUCAACCGCAGCCGGAGAUGAUGCAGGAGUCUUCGAACCCUGAGAGCACGCCGAGCCCUUCCAGACCCUGGGACCUUGACUGAGCGCCGGCCCACCUCACACGUCCCCCUCGUCCCCCCACAUGGACACGGACGCACCCCCCACUGAGGAGCCCUGGAGUGUUUCGCUCAAAGUAGACCUUUUAAAAAAAAAAAAAAGCAAAAAAACACACAUUGAAAAGACACAAAAUAGGAUGGACACAAAUGCAAAAGGGUUGUCACUCUUUUCAUUCUUCUCCUGAGCCAUUGUUGGAUGUUGAAACGAUGGAGAUGAAAUGAGACUUGUGUUGUGCUGGUGAGAUGAGGACGGCAGGAGAGUGAGAGAAGAGGCUUUAGCCGAGGUAGAGGUCUAGAGGGAGAGCUGAAACUUUGGCAGAGACAGAGGAUGAGCCCCCUGUACUCUUAAGCCUAAAUUGAAUUUUAAAAAGCCAAAAAAAAUCCAGCUCUUGCCAACUGUGUGGAUGGGUUACCUCUUACCGGCAUAGUACCACCGCCAUACUGCAAAGUCUCUUCACCCUGGGUCCACACAAAUACUCAUACCGUCGCGUUCAAGCAUCUGAAUUGUCCUCCAUUCGUUACUGAUACUAUUGUGUACAAUGUUCUUCCCCCCUCCUUUAUCACCAAGUAUUUUCUGUUGUUGUUUUUAAGUCUUACCUUUGACAGAGAAAAUGUUAUGAUGAGAAGAAAAAAAAACAUUGAGAGGUAUGUCCUUUUGGUAAAGAGCAUUUGUCAGACAUGAGUCUAUUUGGUAUCAGAAGUGAACCAUUAAUGUUUUUAAAAAUAUACUUUUAAAGGAAUAUUCAACCAACCUCUGAACAUUGGGAUGAGUGGCCUCUGUUCCUCUCCUAGUGGGAGGUGCAUUUAUCAUGAGUGUAUCCCACUCUGAGCCACUUGGCCCCGCUUAUUUAUUUCUUGAUUGAGGUUGACACGAUGUUAGAGCACAAUACAGAGCCGGACACACAGAGGAGACAAGAGGAGGGGGUGUUUAUGAGUAUGUGUUCUUCAUUUGCCUGUGAAUUUGUUCCUUUUAUUUUCAAGUGACAUUUGUUACGUUUUAUGUAUUUUUUGUUUUUGCUUUGUCCUCCGCUCUUACCUGUGUUGUCGCUGCCGGACGUUUUUGUUCUUUCAGGGGAGGUUUUCCCCUUAAUGUUACUAUUAUUAUUGUAUUGUGUUAUUAUUUGAUUUUUUAUAUUAGGUUUGGCAACUUCAGAGGCAUGUGCACUAUAUAUUUUUUAAUAUUUGUCAAAAGUAUACUUAAAAGCAUAUGCAUAUUCCUUCAGAUGAUGUGUAUAUUUAAGUGUACGUACAAUGAUUGUAAAGUAUGAAUGUUUGAAAAUAUAAAAAUGGGAUAUUUUUGUCAAUGAGGAAACAGAGGGUGUUGUUGAGGCCGGUUUUAAAAUGGAUAUUUUUCUAAAAGAACAAAGAAUUCUAAUAAACUACCAUACUUAACCAUUCCCUCAAUAUGACGCACAUUAUCACUGCCUGUGCUCAUAUGUUUUAUAUAUAAAGCACAUUAUUUAGGAUAACUAUAUCUAACACGUGAUACGGCAUGUACUGCAGCUCGUCAGUAUGAUGAGAUUAUUGAGGUGGUGCUAUUGCCUUUGCUUUUACAUUUGCCUGUUUGUUUUUCUCUGUGAGGUCAGUCCCAAUGCCUACACCGCCAAAGCUUAAUGUCACCACUUUAGUCCCCUUCGGACCCAAAAUGAGGAAGCUAAUAUGAAUUGAAUGUCAAAAUACAUAUUAAAGUAUUAAUGAUGCAAAUAAUUUUUAAA
Messenger RNA from Salmo salar (Atlantic salmon), 3203 nucleotides. RefSeq names its product FBJ murine osteosarcoma viral oncogene homolog B. Gene Ontology annotation, biological process: regulation of transcription by RNA polymerase II. The record is from RefSeq and is a predicted model, not a curated record. Gene Ontology annotation, molecular function: RNA polymerase II cis-regulatory region sequence-specific DNA binding; DNA-binding transcription factor activity, RNA polymerase II-specific. Lineage: Eukaryota; Metazoa; Chordata; Actinopteri; Salmoniformes; Salmonidae. Gene Ontology annotation, cellular component: nucleus.